CUUUUUGUCUUUUUAUUCCCCCUCUCCCUUUAUUAUUAUUACUAUUACUAUAAUUAUUUGAUUUUAUUUGAUUUGGGUGAGCUCUCUCCCUUCCUCAAACGAAAACACUAACUCUGACGCCGAAAUCCAUGCCCCCUGCAACUCGGAGGAAUCGGGUCUAAUAUGCCAGUGACAUCCUCGCCUUGCAGUAGUCGCGAUGAAGGAAAAAUCCAAGAACGCGGCAAAGACUAGACGGGAAAAAGAAAAUGGAGAAUUCUACGAACUGGCCAAACUCCUGCCCUUGCCCUCGGCCAUCACCUCCCAGCUGGACAAGGCGUCCAUCAUCCGCCUCACCACCAGCUACCUGAAAAUGCGAGCCGUCUUCCCCGAAGGUCUGGGCGACGCCUGGGGACAGCCGAGCAGGAUAGGGCCCUUGGAUAACGUGGCCAUGGAGCUCGGAUCCCACUUGCUUCAGACUUUGGAUGGCUUUGUUUUCGUGGUAGCAUCAGAUGGCAAAAUAAUGUACAUCUCUGAAACAGCAUCUGUGCAUCUUGGCUUGUCUCAGGUGGAGCUCACUGGAAACAGCAUUUACGAGUACAUCCACCCCUCUGAUCACGAUGAGAUGACAGCUGUCCUUACUGCUCACCAGCCUCUCCACCCUCACCUCUUGCAAGAAUACGAAAUUGAGAGAUCAUUUUUCCUGAGGAUGAAGUGUGUCCUAGCCAAGAGGAAUGCAGGAUUGACGUGCAGUGGAUACAAGGUGAUCCACUGCAGUGGCUACUUGAAGAUCCGCCAGUACAUGCUCGAUAUGUCUCUGUACGACUCCUGCUACCAAAUCGUUGGGCUGGUGGCUGUAGGUCAGUCUUUACCUCCCAGUGCAAUCACCGAGAUCAAGCUUCACAGCAACAUGUUUAUGUUCAGAGCAAGCUUGGACUUAAAGCUGAUAUUCCUGGAUUCCAGGGUCACUGAAUUAACUGGAUAUGAACCCCAAGACCUGAUAGAAAAAACCCUCUACCACCAUGUCCACGGCUGUGACGUGUUCCACCUCCGAUAUGCUCAUCACCUGUUGCUGGUGAAAGGCCAAGUCACAACCAAGUACUACAGGCUGCUGUCCAAGCACGGAGGCUGGGUGUGGGUGCAGAGCUAUGCCACCAUUGUGCACAACAGCCGUUCGUCACGGCCUCACUGCAUAGUGAGUGUCAAUUAUGUCCUUACAGAUAUUGAGUAUAAGGAACUUCAGCUGUCACUGGACCAGGUUACCAUUUCCAAGUCACAGUUUUCAUGCAGAAACUCAGUACCUACCUCGCAGGAAACAAGGAAAAUAGUCAAACCCAAAAGUAAUAAAAUGAAGGCAAAACUCAGAACAACACCUUACCCACAACAGCAAUACAGCUCGUUCCAAACAGACAAACUGGAAUGCAGCCAGGUGGGAAGCUGGCGAUCCAGCCCCGCCGUGAGCGCCGCCGCCGCCAUUCAGGAACAAAACUUCCAUUCAGAAAACAGCGAACUUUUAUACGCCCCACCGUACAGCCUGCCCUUCUCCUACCAUUAUGGACACUUCCCUGUGGAUUCCCACGUCUUCAGUGGCAAAAAACAAAUGCUGCCUGCAAAGUUCGGGCAGGCUCAAGGAGCACCUUGUGAAGUGGCGCGGCUCUUCCUGAGCACGCUGCAGACCAACGGGGAGUGCCAGUGGCACUACACCAACCCCUUGGUACCCAACAGCCAGUCACCGUCCAAAAACCUUCCUGAGCAGCCAGUGAACAUCAUCAGGCAUAACCUUGCACAGAGUUAUGAAGUCCCCAUAUCCAACAGGAGAUACAGCCAGGAUGCUCUCCCCGACAGCUUCACGAGCUGCACCGCGCCCAUGGCAGGCAGCAGGUACAAAGAAGAGAUUUAUGAUUCCACCAUCAUGAAACACAACAAAAUAGAACCCAGGAUCCAGCCACCUCCCCACCUCAUUAAAGAGGAGAACAAGCUGGCCUUCAACAGAGACCUCCAAGAAAAAAUGAGCAUUAACGAAAGUCCUUUUUCAAACUCCAUUGCCAGCUCCCUGCUGCCAAAAUCGGAAUGUUUCCAGUCCAAAGCUAUAGGACAGCUAAGCCACCUCCUGCCAAUGCCCUCGGUGUACGAGCAGACAAGAAGGAUUUGUGUGAAAGAACCCAAGUACGGGCACAUUGGUCACCACCCUGCAAACCUGGAGGAACUGGACGGCGAGGAGAGAAUGACUGUAAAGCUCGACCACGACUCCGAGAGCGAGCGCGUGAUGGAUGUGAGACCCUCGGGACAAGUCCCGUUCGUGCUCCUCAACUACCACCACGUUCUGGCCAAGCACGGAGCGUUCCAAACCUCGUCCUGCACGGCCACGGGCCACGCGGGGGAAAGCUAUGGAUACAAUUCCGAGGAGGUAAAUACGUUUCUUUACAAAAACCAAAGCCCCUCCUCGGCUUCCUCUCCAGAAACCCACAAGGAAUCUGCACUACCCCACUAUAUCGGAACUUCUGUAAUAAUUGCCAACGGGAGGUGACGGUAACAGAGGAGUAUUUACCUUUAAUUAAGAAGCCAAACUGUAAUGAUUCACCAAAAAAAAAAAAA
Molecule: messenger RNA, 2571 nt
Organism: Manacus vitellinus (golden-collared manakin)
Lineage: Eukaryota; Metazoa; Chordata; Aves; Passeriformes; Pipridae
Gene: SIM2
Product: SIM bHLH transcription factor 2
Exons: 11
Coding region: 197-2503 (768 amino acids)
Biological process (GO): regulation of transcription by RNA polymerase II
Molecular function (GO): DNA-binding transcription factor activity, RNA polymerase II-specific; RNA polymerase II transcription regulatory region sequence-specific DNA binding; protein dimerization activity
Source: RefSeq, a predicted model, not a curated record